Molecule: messenger RNA, 564 nt
Organism: Melospiza melodia melodia
Lineage: Eukaryota; Metazoa; Chordata; Aves; Passeriformes; Passerellidae
Product: olfactory receptor 14J1-like
Exons: 1
Biological process (GO): G protein-coupled receptor signaling pathway
Cellular component (GO): membrane
Molecular function (GO): olfactory receptor activity; odorant binding
Source: RefSeq, a predicted model, not a curated record
CUGACCAUCAUGUGCUACGACCGCUACGUGUCCAUCUGCAAACCCCUGCACUAUGGGACCCUCCUGGGCAGCAGAGCUUGUGCCCACAUGGCAGCAGCUGCCUGGGCCAGUGGCUUUCUCUAUUCACUGCUGCACACGGCCAAUACAUUUUCCCUGCCCCUGUGCCAUGGCAAUGCCCUGGGCCAGUUCUUCUGUGAAAUCCCACAGAUCCUCAAGCUCUCCUGCUCACACUCAAACCUCAGGGAACUGGGACUUCUUGCUGUUGGUGUCUGUUUAAGUUUUGGCUGUUUUGUGUUCAUGGUUUUCUCCUAUGUGCAGAUCUUCAGGGCCGUGCUGAGGAUCCCAUCUGAGCAGGGACAGCACAAAGCCUUUUCCACCUGCCUCCCUCACCUGGCUGUGGUCUCCCUGUUCAUCAGCACAGCCACAUUUGCCUACCUGAAGCCCCCCUCCAUCUCCUCCCCAUCCCUGGAUGUGGCCCUCUCAGUUCUGUACUCAGUGGUGCCUCCAGUCCUGAACCCUCUCAUCUACAGCCUGAGGAACAAGGAGCUCAAGGCUGCAGUGUGG